AUUUCAAGAUUUGAUUUGUGAGACACCUUGGGCGUUAACGGGUUAAACAAGCAGAAUCAUUUGAAAAGUUUUAUGAAAGGACUCCGGACAGAUUCUGAAAGCAUUCCGGGUUCAUUAAAUCUACCAAACCUAUAGUUUGAAGAUUUUUCAUCAUCGAAACCCACUGCCCACAAUUUAGCGUGUGCACUCUUCUCAUCCAUAUGUAGAGGAGAAUCCCCGCGCGCGCAUUCGCGAUUGUGGUAGGUUACAUAGAGAGCGUCCGCGCACUUCAGCACAGUGAAAUAUUGCCGAUCGCCGCCCGGCAGAUGGAGAUGACCGUUCAAUCAGCGCAGUUGAUCGCGUCGCGACGACCUUUGCGUGUUCGCGUUGUUGUUUGUGCUGCAUUAUUCAUCCUCUGCUGAUAGGCAUUAGUGAAAAAGAUCGCUCCUCGCAGGUGUGUGUGGUUUAGUACGUAGUGUAAUGCCGAAGCUAGUGAACUUGACCUUGAUAGUCACGUUUGGCGUUUUAUUCGGACCUAUCAAGCCGGCCUGGGGUUAUCUGUGUGAAGAAAUUAGGGCCCUGCCUACGCCGGGCCCUUGCAGUUGUCCCGAGGACGAUAGGAAAGUGUUGUGCGAGGAUUUUGCGAUGUAUCUACCGUCGGAAGAUAAAACUGUAAUCGACAUCCAGUGCUAUGGGAAGGAACUGCAGUUUAAUCAUACGACUCCGUUGGAUGUGAAUUUCAAGGAGAUAAGCAAACUAGAAGUGCAUUCUUGUGUGGUGAACGUUCCGCUUAAGGACACCUUGGACAGGAUCGGAAUACGCGAUGUACACUCGGUGUUGUUCGACGGAGGUACGCGAUUAGUAAACCGAUUAUCGUUGAGUGGACUGAACUUGACAAAGGUGAAAAUAGACGGCGAAAAUAUUGCAUUGAUAAGCGACGACGACGACCUGCUACCGGACAGUAACCAGCUGGAAGAGUUCCAUCUUUGCUACAGUAAUAUCAGUUCUUUACCAAACAACUUUCUGAACAGCAAGUCUCGCCUCAAAUCUCUAUACGUCUCAGACAAUACAAACUUGAAGAUCCUUCCGGAAGUUCUAUCCAUCCCGUCCUUAGAAACACUGUACCUGUAUCACAACAACAUUUCCAGAAUAACAUCGCCGCACUUCUCUCUGCUUCGUAACCUAACACUUUUGGAUCUGAAGCACAACCCAAUCGAAACGAUCUCAGAAGAUGCCUUUCAAUCGAACCAUGCACUCAAAACUCUCCAUCUGCGGUUCGAUGGAGCGCAACUACCGGAGGGCAUAUUUUGGCCGCUGACGAUGCUAGAAGAGUUACGGAUCAUGAACGGUCGACUGGAACACAUUCAAAAGGGGUUGUUCUGGAAUCAAACCCGGCUUCAGAUCCUGGAUUUGAGCGGAAAUCGUUUGACAGUUCUACAAGGACCUAUCUUCAUCCGACUGAUCUCACUCGAAUCCCUGGAAAUCAAUUCCAACAACCUACGUUCCGUGUCACGCGAAAUAUUCCCGAACAAGUUGCGGAAUAUCAGCUUCAAAACGAACAAUUUCACCAGCAUCCCGUUCAGACCGUACGAUAUUUCUCCAUUCAACGCCCUACACGAUCUUCACGAACUCGAGCUCGGGUCAAACAAGCUAACCGACAUCGGAGCUUGGGCCAACCAUCCAUCGCUUGAGGUACUAAGUUUGAGUCAUAACUUUAUCCGAGAACUGAAUAUCGAUGCGAUACCACGACAUCUGAAGUAUUUGGAUUUAUCGCACAACCAAAUACAGCGUAUUGAAGCCGAUGAAAACGCGCCGGUUAGGCGGCAAGAACUAAAGUUGUCCAUCGAAGAGAACCCGUUGGAAUUUGAUUGUAGAUCGAUACAUUUUAUUCAGCUGGUCCGAAAGGGUACUUUGAAACUGACGCAGUCCAAAGACAUAGAGAACUUGGACAUCGAUCGACUAUAUUGCGAUACAGAACCAAGGUUAUGUCCAAAAGAAUGCAACAGUUGUCGGCUAGUUGGACCAAAACGGCAGCUGGUUCUGAACUGUUCCAACAAAAACUUGGAAAAGAUCCCCCCGAUUCCUCCGGAAAUACAUCUCGUGUCCUCGUCAAUCGUUUUGGAUGUUCGCCACAAUGCGAUUCGAUUGCUUCCAACCGUGCAGAGCAAUCCGGGAUUUGCGAUGAUCAACACCCUUCUGCUGGAUAACAACCAGCUCGAGAGCUGGAGUGUAUCGAAUCUGCACUCCAACCUUUCAAUGAUCUCAUGGAAUAACAAUUCUCUCUACAAUCUUGACCGGAAGCUGGUGGAGAGCAUCAUGGAGCUUCCGAACCUGAAACAGCUGUACCUGCUGGACAAUCAUUGGCCUUGCCACUGUAAACUCGCAAAACACAUGACUCGGCUUCAAACCAAGGUCGUGAACUUCACUGCCCUGACCUGCGGAUCAGGAACGAAACUAACGGAGUUCGAGGAAUCGUGCGAGAGUGAUAUGCUCGCCUUCGUCCUAAUUUCGUCCAUCAUCUUUGCCCUGAUCGUCAGUGGUUUCGCCGUGUACUAUCGCUUCCAACAGGUGAUCAAGAAGUGGCUCUUCGUCAAUCAUCUAUGUCUUAGCUGCGUCUCCGAAGCGGACAUCGAUACCGACUUCCAGUACGACGCUUUCAUUUCGUAUUCACACCGGGACGAACACUUCAUCGUCCAUGAAUUAGUGCCAACCCUUGAGGCACCUCCGCAAAAGUUCCGACUCUGUAUCCACCUACGAGAUUUCGUCCCCGGAAUGCUAAUCGAAACGCAAAUUCUCAACGCCAUCACAUGCUCCCGGAGAACGAUUGUCUACGUGACGCAGAAUUUCCUGCGGUCCGAGUGGACCCGGCACGAGUUCCGUCUGGCAUUCGAGCAGUCCCUGCGGGAGAAUCGCACCCGGUUGAUUGUGAUACUGGCGGACGAUGUGCGGAGUCUGGACGAGUUGGAUCCCCAGCUGAGGGUGUUCUUCAGUACGACGACCUAUCUGCGAAGGGACGACGAAAAGUUCUGGCAGAAACUGGCGUACGCAAUGCCGCACCGGGACGUCGUGGAACUGCAACGGGAACGGAAGAUUCAACAGGCGGAGCAACGGCUGCGGAACAGUUCACUGCGGGAGGCCAACCGGAGGCGAGAGCAGCUGGAUUUGGCCGAUGUUGCGUUGUAGAAUAUAUGCUUCAGGAUAAGAGUGAGUGUUUCAGGUAGGAUGCGGUAGUGAGUAGAUGCCUAAAAUACUCUUCAAUGUUAGGAUAGCUGAGAUAAAAGGCGAUAACAAAUCGCAAAUCGUCAAUACUUUUUACCUAUCAGUUCUAAGAACGUAUCCCAACAAACUUAAAUACUUAAAUUCAGAAAUUGAUCUCGAAAAACGGUUUGCCGAGAAUCCAACAGCUGAUACCUCGGUAAAGUAUUUACUGAUUCUCGGUAAAUUCCACGGAACUUUGCCGAGAUCUCGGUAAAAAGUUGGAUUACCGAGAUAUCGGCAAAGUUUGAACGAAAUCUCGGUAAAACUUUUACCGAGAUUCAGUGAAAAUAAUUACCGGAUUCUCAGCUGUUGGGUUCUCGGUAAUCCGUUUGCUGAGGUCGGCGAAUUAAUUUAAGUGUGAACUGGUUGAAACUCUGGAGUCUGGUAACUCAAAAUGUUAGCUUUCUCCAACAAAAAGUAUAAAAAGCACUAGAAAUAUAAGGAGAAUCUAACUUUUUCGCAUACUUACUAGGUAUUUAUAGUUAAAAAUCAUUGAAAUCAUAAUAAAAUUUAAAAUGCGUUAAAAAUGACACUACUUCA
This is a messenger RNA of Aedes albopictus (Asian tiger mosquito), 3777 nucleotides long. RefSeq names its product protein toll. Gene Ontology annotation, molecular function: transmembrane signaling receptor activity; protein binding. The coding region runs from base 460 to 3162 and encodes 900 amino acids. Gene Ontology annotation, biological process: innate immune response; inflammatory response; toll-like receptor signaling pathway. NCBI's taxonomy places the organism in Eukaryota, Metazoa, Arthropoda, Insecta, Diptera, Culicidae. The record is from RefSeq and is a predicted model, not a curated record. The transcript is spliced from 2 exons. Gene Ontology annotation, cellular component: plasma membrane.